UGAGGGAUCGGAAGUGACGGACGUUAGGGAACCGAUAGAAGUGGACGAACAGGAAGUGAAGGCCGAACUCAAAAUGAUUGGAUCCGUUGAGUCCACUGUUUAUAUGGAUUACAUUAAGGCCGGCGCCGGACCUCUGCUCAUAACACUUACCAUUUUGACUAAUCAAAUGAGCAAAGACCCGGAUAAUGUUGAUCAAACCUUCAAUAUAAUAGUGUACACGAAUCUAAUCAUUGGUCUGUUUGUGUCGGCCCUGUUGUCCACCAUUUGUUUCUACAUAAUGUGUAUGAGAUCUUCGGUUAAUCUCUAUAACCGAAUAUUCUAUGCAUUAUUGCGAUCACCGAUACAUCUGUUUGAAAGUUCGCCCAUCGCCCGGAGUCCGGUGUACUCUCACGUGAACACAACGCUGUGUGGGCUGACAUCGAUCCGUGCGUUUGGCGCACAGCAUAUGUUUGAGCGUCAGUUUGAAGUCCACCAAAACGACAACACCUCUACGACCUUCCUAUCCAUUUGCACCGCUCGAGCACUCGGAGUCUUAGUGGACAUCAUUUGUACAUUAUAUAUGAGUGCUGUUAUCGCCUAUAUUAUGACCAGUAGUGACAGCAUUCCCGGAGGAAAUGCUGGACUUUUGUUGACAUCAGCUAUAUCAUUGACCAAUAUGAUUCAACACGUUACUAAAUUAUGGACCGGUAUCGAAUACUAUAUGAUUUCUGUCGAGCGAGUGCUCGAAUACACAGCCAUUAAACCCGAAGCAGAGCUCGAGUCCACUCCCGAUCGGAAACCACCCAAAGAUUGGCCACAAAUGGGAGAAAUAGUGUUCAAAGAUAUGAGUCUUCAAUACAACGAAUCGCCGCAUAAAGUGCUCAAAGAUAUCAAUGUUUGCCUCAAAGGGGGAGAAAAGGUGGGAGUCGUGGGCCGGACGGGCGCCGGCAAAAUAUUCUGUCGAACACUCGCUAUGAAAGCCCACGACUCCUGCGGCGCGUACGACACCCGACCCCUCACUACCACACGACCCGACACUAGCGAUAUCUCAUUCAAUAUUGCCAUCAAUAACUUAGCAUUACCCAUGUUGUCGGCGGAGACAGCGUUUGCCACAAUUGCCUACUUUAAUGUCAUGCGU
Medioppia subpectinata is the source of this 1117-nucleotide messenger RNA. The record is from the annotation of a GenBank genome assembly. Lineage: Eukaryota; Metazoa; Arthropoda; Arachnida; Sarcoptiformes; Oppiidae.